AUGGGUUCGCAGAUUGGAGACCCCGAUGAGAUUACUGUGCUUGUCACAGGUUUUGGUCCGUUCAGGGAACAGUACCCCGUUAACCCCUCAUGGGAGAUCGCCAACAGCUUGCCCUCAUAUCUUCCUCCGCUGCGAGCCAAGGACCCUAACUCGAGGCAUGCAGCUGUGAUUCUGCCAAAGGUACGCAUCGUGGUGCAUCCCGAGCCUAUCCGUGUCAAUUACCGGGUUGUGAGAGGGCUUGUGCCGUCGUUCUAUGACACUCCACAGAAGUUUGACAUUGUCAUUCACGUUGGAAUGGCUGGUCCUCGACCGUUCUACUCCAUCGAGAGGAGAGGUCACCGUGAUGGGUACAAGCAUCCGGAUGUCGAUGGCGAAUACAUAGACGGAGAAGAAGAGAGAGAAAGGAAUGACUGGCCCUGGCGAGGCCUCCCAGAGGAGAUUGAGACGGAGCUGAAUCUCGAUGAAAUACUCCCUCUGUGGCAGGGGUACAGUUCGGAGGCGGAUCUGCGCAUAUCCGAAGAUGCAGGCCACUUCAUGUGCGACUUUAUCUAUUACUCAAGUCUCUCUGAGCUGUGGAAACUGCAGAGGCCCAGAAAGGCCCUGUUUCUUCAUGUCCCAGCCGAUGCUUCGCCUACGAGUGUUGCGAAAGGGAGGGAACUGACAUUAACUCUCAUUCGAUCAGUUGUUGAGAGUGACAUGAUUGAUAAGAACAAGCUUCUGGUGAGUAAGACUGCUGGCGAGGAAUUGUGA
Fusarium mangiferae is the source of this 750-nucleotide messenger RNA. RefSeq lists its product as uncharacterized. Gene Ontology annotation, molecular function: pyroglutamyl-peptidase activity. Bases 1 to 750 code for a protein of 249 amino acids. Gene Ontology annotation, cellular component: cytosol. NCBI's taxonomy places the organism in Eukaryota, Fungi, Ascomycota, Sordariomycetes, Hypocreales, Nectriaceae. Gene Ontology annotation, biological process: proteolysis. The record is from RefSeq and is a predicted model, not a curated record. The transcript is spliced from 3 exons.